This is a messenger RNA of Thermothelomyces thermophilus ATCC 42464, 3314 nucleotides long. RefSeq lists its product as uncharacterized. The coding region runs from base 536 to 3160 and encodes 874 amino acids. Gene Ontology annotation, molecular function: metalloaminopeptidase activity; peptide binding; zinc ion binding. Gene Ontology annotation, biological process: peptide catabolic process; proteolysis. The transcript is spliced from 3 exons. NCBI's taxonomy places the organism in Eukaryota, Fungi, Ascomycota, Sordariomycetes, Sordariales, Chaetomiaceae. The record is from RefSeq and is a predicted model, not a curated record. Gene Ontology annotation, cellular component: cytoplasm.
CAAAGACAGGGGCCUGUGCGGCAUUCGUCGGCGCAGGGUCUCAAGGCAAGCCAUUCGAGUUUCCAAUUCGCAUGCAAAAAAUGCUUCAAUCUGACGAGAGCUGUACGUAGUGUACGAUAGGGUCCACUGUACAUCUAAGUUACCGUCGCUCCUUUAUAAGUCCAUCAUUCCUUCAUCCAUAAUGUUUCGUUCAUCCGUUUCUGCGCGUCCUUUAUGCCGUGGAGUGCAGCAGAGACCAGUUGCGCGAGCAGGAGCAUUGCUGCAGUUCCGCGCCCAUCAGGCGUCAAGAAGGUUUACAUCACGGUACGUCCUCGCAUACGCAAGGACCCGCACCUACGAGGGGCGGGGAGCUAAUCGAUCGUCACCCCGCAGUUACUCCGUCUUGAUUCGCCUACCCUCAUCCUCAGCAACAGCCAGUCCCUUAAACCGUCAUCGACCGCUCUCUCAACCCCAAACGCUCCGUCUCCGUAGCCUGCCUGUCCGUUACUGCUCUUACCGCCGCCACAACAUGUGCCGAACACACGCUGCGGCCGAAAUGGCAGGUGGGGUGAACGUGCAGGCCAGGGAACUGCUCCCCACCAACGUCAUCCCCCGGCACUACAAUAUCACGUUGGAGCCCGAUUUCAAGAAGCUGACCUUUGACGGCACCGUCGUCAUCGACCUCGACGUCGUCGAGGACUCCAAGUCCAUCUCGCUGCACACACUCGAGCUCGACAUCCAUGACGCAAAGAUCACCUCGGGCGGGCAGACAGUCAGCUCGUCCCCUACCGUGUCGUACAAUGAAGACACCCAGGUCAGCACGUUUGAGUUCGGCAAUGCCGUCACCAAGGGAAGCAAGGCGCAGCUCGAGAUCAAGUUCACCGGCCAGCUCAACGACAAGAUGGCCGGUUUCUACCGGUCGACCUACAAGAACCCCGACGGCAGCGAGGGCAUCAUGGCCGUCACUCAGAUGGAGCCCACCGACGCCCGCCGAUCGUUCCCCUGCUUCGACGAGCCCUCUCUGAAGGCCGAGUUCACCGUCACUCUCGUUGCCGACAAAAAGUUGACUUGCCUGAGCAACAUGGACGUCGCGUAUGAGAAGGAGGUCAAGUCCGAGCAGACGGGUGGCAUCAAGAAGGCCGUCACCUUCAACAAGUCUCCGCUCAUGUCCACAUAUCUGGUGGCUUUCGUCGUCGGCGAGCUGAACUACAUCGAGACCAACGAGUUCCGGGUACCGGUCCGCGUUUACGCCCCGCCCGGCCAAGACAUUGAGCACGGCCGGUUCUCGCUGAACCUGGCCGCAAAGACGCUCGCGUUCUACGAGAAGGUCUUCGGUAUCGAGUUCCCGCUUCCCAAGAUGGACCAGAUUGCCAUCCCCGAUUUCGCCCAGGGCGCGAUGGAGAACUGGGGCCUCGUCACCUACCGUGUGGUAGACUUGCUGCUGGAUGAGAAGGCCAGCGGUGCGGCGACGAAGGAGCGGGUAGCCGAAGUGGUGCAGCACGAGCUGGCGCACCAGUGGUUCGGCAACCUGGUCACGAUGGACUGGUGGGACGGCUUGUGGCUUAACGAAGGGUUCGCCACCUGGGCGUCGUGGUACUCGUGCAACAUCUUCUACCCGGAGUGGAAGGUUUGGGAGUCGUAUGUGGUCGACAACCUCCAGCGUGCCCUCUCCCUGGAUUCGCUCCGGAGCAGCCACCCGAUCGAGGUUCCUGUCAAGAGGGCCGACGAGAUCAACCAGAUCUUCGAUGCCAUCUCGUACUCCAAGGGUUCCUGCGUCCUGCGCAUGAUCUCCACCUACCUCGGCGAGGAAACGUUCCUGGAGGGCGUCAGGCGGUACCUCAAGAAGCACGCGUACGGCAACACCCAGACCGGGGAUCUGUGGGCGUCUCUCGCCGAAGCCAGCGGCAAGAAGGUGGAGGAGGUGAUGCAGGUCUGGACCAAGAAUAUCGGUUUCCCCGUGGUGACGGUGACGGAGAAGGACGACAAGACCAUUCACCUGAAGCAGAACCGGUUCCUCCGCACCGGCGACACCAAGCCCGAGGAGGAUCAGGUCAUCUACCCUGUCUUCCUUGGGUUGCGCACCAAGGAUGGCAUCGACGAGUCGCAAACUCUGACCAAGCGGGAGGAUACCUUCACAGUGCCGAGCACCGACUUCUUCAAGCUCAACGCGAACCACACCGGUCUGUACCGCACUGCCUACUCGCCGGAACGGCUCAAGAAGCUGGGCGAUGCCGCGAAGGAGGGACUGCUCAGUGUUGAGGAUAGAGCCGGCAUGAUCGCUGAUGCUGGCGCGCUCGCCACCUCUGGCUACCAGCGCACCUCGGGCGUCUUGAGCCUUCUCAAGGGCUUCAACUCGGAGCCCGAGUUCGUCGUCUGGAACGAGAUCAUUGCCCGCGUCUCCUCGGUUCAGAGUGCCUGGAUCUUUGAGGACCAGGCGGACCGCGAUGCCCUGGACGCGUUCCUGCGGGACCUCGCGAGCCCCAAGGCGCACGAGCUGGGCUGGCAAUUCUCCGAGAAAGACGGCCAUAUCCUGCAGCAGUUCAAGGCUAUGAUGUUUGGCACUGCCGGCCUCAGCGGAGACGAGACCAUCAUCAAGGCCGCCAAGGACAUGUUCAAGAAGUUCAUGGCUGGCGACCGGACAGCGAUCCACCCCAACAUCAGGGGCAGCGUCUUCAGCAUGGCCCUGAAGUACGGAGGCACGGAGGAGUACGAUGCGGUCAUCAACUUCUACCGCACCUCAACCAACAGCGACGAGCGCAACACCGCGCUGCGCUGCCUCGGCCGGGCUAAGAGCCCCGAGCUGAUCAAGCGCACCCUCGACCUCCUGUUCAGCGGCGAGGUCAAGGACCAGGACAUCUAUAUGCCGGCCAGCGGUCUCCGCAGCCAUCCGGAGGGAAUCGAGGCGCUGUUCACCUGGAUGACGGAGAACUGGAACGAGCUCAUCAAGAAACUGCCGCCAGCAUUGUCGAUGCUAGGCACCAUGGUCACCAUCUUCACGUCGAGCUUCACCAAGAAGGAGCAGCUCGAGCGGGUGGAGAAGUUCUUUGAGGGCAAGAACACCAACGGCUUCGAUCAGUCUCUGGCCCAGAGUUUGGAUGCCAUCCGGUCCAAGAUCUCGUGGAUCGAGCGUGACCGGGCGGAUGUGACCGCUUGGCUGAAGGAGAACGGAUACCGGUCGUAAAAUGACAUUCGUAGUAGCUACAUAGUAGAGAUUGUUGGGGGGGGGGGGGUUCUAACUAAAAGACGGCCAGCCUCGCCAGCCAUCCUACAAAUCUGAGUUGCUAUAGCACAUACCAACGUCUAUAAGGGGCCACUAACGGUAGGCCUUGUGAGAC